UCACUGAUUAACAGCCAAGCUUCUUCUACUGCUAGUCUGAAGGCAGUAGUUACUGCUAGUAUCACUAUCGUGAGUUGCCGACUAUUUGUCAAUGGCGGCCUUCGCAAAGAUCGCCAUGGAGUGCGUGCACGAUCCCCUCAUCUGGCUACUUAUUGCGUCGGUGGCCUUGGUCAUCCUGCGAAGACGGCGGCUGAACCCGCCGCUCCCUCCGGGCCCCAAGCCGCUGCCGAUCAUCGGCAACAUGAUGAUGGCGGACCAGCUGACUCACCGUGGCCUGGCGGCGCUGGCGAAGCAGUACGGCGGGUUGCUGCACCUCCGCCUGGGCUCGCUCCGCGUCUUCGCGGUGUCGACCCCGGAGUACGCGCGCGAGGUGCUCCAGGCGCAGGACGGCGACUUCUGGCACCGCCCAGCCUCCAUCGCCGUCCGCUACCUCACCUACGGCUGCUCCGACAUGGCGUUCGCGCGCGACGGGCCCUACUGGCGCCAGAUGCGCAAGCUGUGCGUCACGAGGCUCUUCAGCCGCCGGCGCGCCGAGACGUGGCUCGCCGUGCGCGACGGGUACGGGGAGCUCGCCCGGGCCGUCGGCAGGUCCGGCGGCGAGGCCGUGAACCUCGGCGAGCUCAUCUUCAAGCACACCGUGAGCGUCAUCUUCCGGGCCGCCUUCGGCGUCCGCGACGUCCAAGGACUGGACGAGUUCAUCCCCAUGUUCAAGGAGUUCUCCAAGCUCUUAGAAGCGUUCCACGUCGGUGACUUCUUCCCUUGGCUUAGCUGGAUGGGCCGACGGGGCUUCGACCGCCGCCUCCGCACCGUGCGCGCCGCUCUCGGGACGUUUGUGGACAAGAUCAUUGACGAGCACGUGAGGAGGGGCAAGAACCCCGACGACGCCGACGCCGACAUGGUAGACGGCCUACUCGCGUUACUCGCUGAUGCGAACCAAGCCAGCGGGGAGGACGACCUCCGCUUCACCCGCGACAACGUCAGGGCCAUGAUGAUGGACAUGUUGUUUGGCGGACCAGACACAGUGGGGUUCACCAUCGAGUGGGCGAUGGCAGAGAUGAUCCAUUGCCCUCACAUCCUCCUGCGGCUGCAGCAGGAGCUCGCCGACGUUGUGGGGCUCGACCGGAUUGUUACCGAAUCGGACCUCGGCAAGCUCCCCUUCCUCAAGUGCGUCGUCAAGGAGACGCUCCGACUGCACCCGCCGAUCCCGAUCCACCUCCACGGGACGACCAAAGAUUGCGUCCUCGGUGGCUACUCGGUGCCCAGGGGCUCCCGUGUCUUCAUCAACGCGUGGGCGAUCAACCGCGACGGCGAGGCGUGGAAGGACCCUGACACGUUCCGGCCGUCGAGGUUCAUGCCAGACGGGGAAGCCGCCGGGCUGGAUCUCAAGGGCGGUUGCUAUGAGUUGUUGUCGUUCGGGUCGGGUCGACGCUCGUGCCCGGCACAGGGGCUUGGUCAGCACGCCGUGGAGUUCGCCGUCGCGCAGCUUGUGCAUGGGUUCGACUGGAAGCUACCCGGCGACAUGAAACCGACGGAGCUCGACAUGAGCGACAUGAACGGUGUCACCGUGUCCCGCGCCACACGGCUCUACGCGGUUCCCACGCCCCGGCUCACUUGUCCUUUGUGAUAUUAAUUGAAACAUCGCUCUUGUUGUGACGUAUUGUAUGUGGAACUGCUUGUUAUAAAAUCGCGUGUCAGGCUUUAGAUACAAACACGUGGCACACAAGUAGUACACACCAUGGAGUAUCGAGAGUGCAGCCGCCUUCCUCCAUUUGCUCAUCGUUUCAUUUAAGUGCUUCAACAUCCACUAGUAAAAGCAAUGCUACAUCUACGUAAGGGU
This is a messenger RNA of Triticum aestivum (bread wheat), 1837 nucleotides long. Its product is annotated as cytochrome P450 84A1. The transcript is spliced from 2 exons. Gene Ontology annotation, molecular function: heme binding; oxidoreductase activity, acting on paired donors, with incorporation or reduction of molecular oxygen; monooxygenase activity. NCBI's taxonomy places the organism in Eukaryota, Viridiplantae, Streptophyta, Magnoliopsida, Poales, Poaceae. The coding region runs from base 92 to 1624 and encodes 510 amino acids. The record is from RefSeq and is a predicted model, not a curated record.